This is a messenger RNA of Saprolegnia diclina VS20, 1128 nucleotides long. RefSeq lists its product as hypothetical. The record is from RefSeq and is a predicted model, not a curated record. The transcript is spliced from 2 exons. Gene Ontology annotation, molecular function: phosphatidylinositol binding. The coding region runs from base 1 to 1128 and encodes 375 amino acids. NCBI's taxonomy places the organism in Eukaryota, Oomycota, Saprolegniomycetes, Saprolegniales, Saprolegniaceae.
AUGGUCAUGGACGACAUCUUCCUCGGCCUCUCGGCCGCGAUCGUCAGCGUCACGCGCGAGCAGGACGUCUUUGCCUACGGCGUGCUGCUCGAGAACGGCGCCGCGCGCUGGAUUCUCCACAAGCGCUUCUCGGACUUUCAUCGGUUCCGGCGAGUCCUCCUCAUGAUGACGCGCUGCAGCGACUGCGAGUGCCGCUUGCUCCAUGCGCCGCUCGCGGGCCUCGCCUUUCCUCGGCGGAGCCUCGCGUUCUGGCGCAAACCCGAGCGGGUCGCUCUCGACCGCCAGGACCGGCUCACGCACUUCGUCUCGGUCCUCCUCAGUCUUUUGCAGCCGUCGACGCACGCGUACACGUGCAACGGGACGUCGUGCCCGAUCUUGCGGCUCAUUCGCAAGUUCCUCGAGGUCCGUGGCCACCACCACGACGCUCUUCUGCGGCGACUUCCACUGAGCGCAGCGAGUCGCAGCCGGAAGCUCUCGGAGCCCAUCUACACGAUUCGCGAGCACGACGAGAUCAUCAAUAGCCCCGUGCAUGCUCCUCUCAAGAUGCCGCAUCCUGGCCGACCGCCGCUCGCCGGUGUCUUUGCCACGAUCGUGAGCCUCGACAGCCUCGACACUCGCACGCUCCACGAGGACGAGGCGUACACGCUCACGACAACGCAGAGUACCACCAACGUCAUUUCGUACAGCAUCCUCGUCGACACCGGCGCCGAGCGCUGGCUGGUGCCCAAGCGGUUCUCAGAGUUUUAUGCUUUUCGACAGACGCUCCUCCGCCUUUGCGCCGCUAGCAUUUGCGACUGCCAUACACUGCAUUCGGCGCUCGCGGCCGUGCUCUUCCCGCGCAAACACGAGCGCUUUUGGUGCAGCGCGCAGACAAUCGCGGCCGCGCGCAAGGACCGCCUCGACCAUUUUCUCUUUGUCUUGCUCUCGGUCCUCCAGAGUCCGCACCACUUGACCGACUGCGAGCUCGCGCUCUGCCCCGUCCUCACGUACAUUAAGACCUUCCUGCACAUCGACCCGAACUCUCGAAAAGAGCUCACGGCACUGCCGCCGCGCCGCGCACCGUCGUUAAUGAUGUUGCAUCGGGGCUCGAGCCUCGGUCUCCCGCGACGGUCCAACGUGCUUUUGUAA